UUCUGAGAAAGAGGCCGGAAGAGAGAGAGAGAGAGAGAGGGAGAGAGGGAGAGAGAAACUCUAAACUUGAAACUUGUGGAAAGUGCAUAGAUUUUAAAAAUCGAGGGAGUUAGUUUUUAAAAAUCGAGGAGACGUUACAUUCUUUUAUCGGCCCGCGUUCGGGGAUCUUUUAGUGUUUUUAGUUGAACAGAAAAUGAGGCUUUUUGAAGCACGGGUUCGGAUUUAAACAGGAAACCAGCCGCGCUGGAACAGUGAUUGACAGCGAGAGACCCCGCCCCCUCCCCUCACCCCCUCCCUUAGCAACAUGGACAGUGAAGAUGAGGCUCGCGCCAAUCCAGCAAUGAACAUCAUUGGAGCUGAAGAUGAAUACUUUGAGAAUGACAUCGACCCGUCAGUGGAUGACCAGUGCAGUCACUUCCAGAGCAUCGAGCUGCUGAAGGAGAGACCCACACAUCUACUGGUGUUCCUGCAGCACGUCAUCCUGCAGUUCGACUGCGCGCCGCUGCUCUGCUACCUCCACGCAGAUCUCUUUAGGAAUCUCAGCAACAAGGAAGCCAGGAAACACUUUGUGGAUUUCUACCAUAACUUCCUCGACAAGGGAGCCGUUUUAAGAGUCCAGAUCCCUCUCAAUGUCGCAUUUGAACUGGAUCGUACUCGUCCCGAGUUGUUCUCGGAGGAACAGCAGAAGAAGUUUGUGCGAGAGGUUCAGACGCUGCAGGCUCAGGAGCUGCUGGUGCAGCUGGAUGACUUCAGGCAGAAGAGGAUGAUGGGAAUGACUCCCUGUGAGCUGGAGCUGUCGGAGUUGGAGUCGAUCCGGUCAUGUGACCGCGCCACGCAGGAGGCCAGAGAGCGCGCCAUCGCUGAGCAGCUACUGGAGAAACUGGGAGAGAUCCAACCCUCGAUCAGUAAUGAUGAAGACAAGGGAAAAAUCCAAAGCUCUAACUCAUCGAUGUUCAGCGCUGUGGUUUCCUACAUGAAACACCUGGGAGUGAAGAGCAAGUCCACAGACAGCAAGAAAUCAAGAGGCUUCUUCCGGAAGAAGAUCCCUGGGAUGAAGAAGUUCGACGAUCAUUCCAAAGGGAGCAACAAGCGCUUUCCCAGCCUCCUGGCUGACACGGCGCGCUGGAUAGGGGGCAGCAAUGUUGAAAACAGAGCUUGUAAAGUAGAGACUGAAGGUGAAAAGGACCGACCGAACUCCGAGCGCAAGAACUCUGCCGGGCUACCCGCCAAACAGGACAGCAGCCAGAGAGGCGGGGGCAAGCCCGUGGGGGGGGCGGAGACUGCUGAGGUGUCGACUGUGACGAUCAGCAUCACCUCCAGUGGAGACAGCAACCAGGGGGACACAGCUCAGGGAAGUGUUCGCCCCGAUGGUUCGGGAGACCCCUCUGACCAGGGGGGGAAAGGAGGAGCUGUCUGGGACCCCCCCGCCCCUAACGAGACCCCCCCGGAGGAGGGGGUGCUGGAGAGCGAGAGAAAGAGAAAGAGACACGGUGUGCGUCUGGGUCGCUCAGAGAGCCUGUGUGCGCCGGAGCGACGGCGUUCUCAGAAGGGAUCCUCCCAGAAGGGCAAGCAGCCGAGAUCCCGGAGCGACGUGGACCUGCAGGCAGCCAGCAAAGCCAACAGCCUCCAGAGAGCUGGCAGCACCUCGCAGCCAGCCACCCCCGAGCCGGGGGGGGGUGAGCCCCCGCAGCCCUUUCUGCUUGCCCAGUCUGAGGAGGCUGAGCCGCGUGUUUCGGAGCUGGACCUCGACCCGCCUAACUGGCGCGAGCAGGCCCCCCCCGAGCACCUCCUCGGACUGAAGAAAACAGAGGUCAAGCGGCAGGAGGUCAUCAACGAGCUGUUCAUCACGGAGCACGCUCACGUUCGCAUGCUCAAUGUCUUGCACACCGUGUUCUACGUGCCGCUGGAGAGAGAGAAGAUCAUGAGCCUGGAUGAGCUGGCUGCCACCUUCCCAGGGCUGGAAGACAUCAUUGAAGUGCACAACUCGUUCUACGAAAGCUUGAAGAAGCUGAGGCAGGAGAGCAAUUACAUUGUGAUGCACAUCGGAGACACUCUGCUCAGCAGGUUCGAUGGCUCAGAGGGAGAGUGGUUUCAGAAGCUCUCCUCGCGGUUCUCCAGUCACCAGUCCUACGCUCUCGACUUCAUCAAAGCCCGGCAGAAGAAAGACUCCAAGUUCAACAGCUUCAUUCUGGAGGCCGAGAGCAAUGCUCAGUGUCGCCGCUUGCAGCUCAAAGACAUCAUCCCCAUCGAGAUGCAGAGACUGACCAAGUACCCUCUGCUGCUGGAAAACAUUGCCAAGUGCACAGACGAGCCACAGGAGAAGUCGAAGAUCCAGCAGGCUGCGGAGUGCUGUCGCAAGAUCCUGAAUCGUGUGAACCAGACUGUGAGAGAGAUGGAGAACCUGCUGCGUCUGAAUGAUUACCAGCGCCGUCUGGACCUGUCAAAUCUCAAGCAGAGCAACGACCCGCUGCUGGCAGAGUUCAAGAACGUGGACCUGACGCAAAGACACAUGAUCCAUGAGGGGGCGCUCACCUGGAGAGUCACCAAGGAAAAGUCAGUUGACGUGCAGGUCCUGCUGCUCACUGAUAUCCUGGUCUUGCUGCAGAAGCAGGAUGAUAAGAUGGUUCUGAAGUGCCAGAGUAAGAGUGGCUCAGUGGCGCAGGACGGGAAGCAGGUGCUGAGCCCCAUCAUCAAGCUGAACUCGGUGUUCUGCCGCGAGGUCGCCACGGAUCGCAAGGCGUUCUAUGUGAUCUUCACCUGGGAUUGCGGAGCUCAGAUCUAUGAGCUGGUGGCACAGACGGUGUCGGAGCGCAAGAACUGGGGGGAGCUCAUUAAGAAUACAGUGGAGGAUUUGAAGAGGUCUGGACUGAGCGUCCCUCAAGACAAGAAAGUGCCCAGGCCAGUGGUCCUGCCCACCAGCCCCUCAUACACCAGCCCUCGCUCUCCCCUCAGCCUCUCGGAGAAUGGGGGCUCCGUCAAAGACCCCGAGGGACCCCUACAUCAUUCAGACAAGGAGAAGGACUCUCUCUCUGAGAAGGCGGGGAAUGCAGCCCAUUUGCUGGUGGAUUUCCUCACAGCCAAUGGCAUCGACCCGUACGGCAUGAGCCACGCCCCCCAGGAGAAGGUGGCCAAUGAGGCGCUGCAGGAAGUGCUCUUGUUGAAGAGGAUGCUGGUGGGCAGUAUCUGCCUCUCAGAGGAAGUGGCGCUCCCCCCAGAGGGUACCCAGCAUGCACCCAGCCCGGAGGAUGAAGGGAGCGAGGGGAGGGGUGAAGAGGAGGAGCCUGCAGAGAAUGGGAGGAGAGAGGAGGAGCGUGGGAGCAGUCAGUCAGCAGGGGGAGCCCCAGCCGACAGUGAGCCCGGUGGAGGGGAAGGGGAGGAGUCUAUCAGCACCCCUCUCAUCCUGUCACAUGACCAGGCGCAGGAAGUGGGGCGGCGCAUGGAGAGUCUGGAGCGGCAGAUCCAACAGCUCAAGAUUAUUGAGGAGGAGUAUCACAGAUUGCAGGACGGUCUCUCCAAGUUCGCCAUGUCCCAGCACAGCUACUGAGGAGCAAGAACCAGGGAGAGGUUGAAGAGAGAGAGGCAUGGGUGAUUGAUUAGCAGUGCCUGGACGCACACACUGAGCUUCCCCAGCCCCCUCACACUCAAUCCGUUUCUCUGUGCUCAACUCUGCUGCCUUGAAUUGAAGUGCUGCCUUGGUGUCUGAUGGUCGCAAACAGCGAGAGAAGAAAGACAAAGAGAGGAGAGGAAGAGAGAGAACGAGUGAGAGAGCGACAGAAAGGAGAGGGAGAACGGGAGAGAAUGAUUUUAAUGAGGAAGGAGAAAGGAGCUGAAGAGAAGGGAUUUUAAAGCAAUUAAAGAGAAAAUGCGUGCUUGAAUGUGGGUGUGUGAGGGACUUGUGCGUCUGUGUGAGUGUGCAAACACUGUGAGCUUGGACACUGUGUGCGUGUGUGAAUUUCUUCCACUUGUUUAUAACCUGUGUGUGUGUGUGUGUGUGUGUGAGAGAGAGAGAGAGAGAGAGAGACAGGGCGGGAGAUUUCAAAGCCAAAGUUUCACCUGUUACAACGAAGGGAAGGGAUUUUGUUUUCUGAAAAGGGAAAACCAGAUUUGAGGCCAAAAAAAAUGAGCUUGCACAAAACCCCUCCCCUUUCCAUUAUAACCCCUCCCAUCUCCAGUAUAACCCCACCCCUUCCCGUUAUAGCCCCUCCCCUUUCCAUUAUAACCCCUCCCCUUUCCAAUAUAACCCCUCCCUUCCCGUUAUAGCCCUUCCCAUUCCAUUAUAAAACUCUCCAAUUUCCAUUAUAACCCCUCCCCUUUCCAUUAUAACCCCUCCCCCUUCCAUUAUAACCCCCCUUUCCAUUAUAACCCCGCCCCUUCCCGUUAUAGCCCCUCCCCAUUCCAUUAUAAUACCCUCCCCUUUCCAUUAUAACUCCUCCCCUUUCCACUAUAACCCCCUCCCAUUUCCAGUAUAACCCCACCCCUUCUUGUCGUAGCCCCUCCUCAUUCCAUUCUAAUACCCUCCCCUUUGCAUUAUAACCCCCUUCCCAUUCCUAAACUAAAGAAUCCCCUGGUUAUGUAAAUACAGUAUUUUUGCUGAAACUCAUUUUCCCUCGAGAUGUUUAUUAUCACAAGCUCCACCCCUUCUCAGUUAGCCCCUCCCUCCCCUGUCUCUGGACUCUAGACUAUGCAACGUGUGACGAUUCCAAACCAUUGUGCCUUAACUGUUAACUGUUAGAUUUAGAAUAAACUCGUUCCUUGCUGUCUCCUCCAGCUUGUGUUAUCCCGAGAAAAACAAGAUCCACAAACGCUGGUCUGCUUGACUCAGUUUAGUUUCAAUAACACUGAUGAAGGCACUAGAGCCCAAACGCUGGUCUGCUUGACUCAGUUUAGUUUCAAUAACACUGAUGAAGGCACUAGAGCCCAAACGCUGGUCUGCUUGACUCGGUCUCUUCUAGUUUCAAUCACACUGAUGAAGGCACUAGAGCCCAAACGCUGGUCUGCUUGACUCGGUCUCUUCUAGUUUCAAUCACACUGAUGAAGGCACUAGAGCCCAAACGCUGGUCUGCUUGACUCGGUCUCUUCUAGUUUCAAUCACACUGAUGAAGGCACUAGAGCCCAAACGCUGGUCUGCUUGACUCGGUCUCUUCUAGUUUCAAUAACCCUGAUGAAGGCACUAGAGCCCAAACGCUGGUCUGCUUGACUCGGUCUCUUCUAGUUUCAAUCACACUGAUGAAGGCACUAGAGCCCAAACGCUGGUCUGCUUGACUGGGAGUCUUCUAGUUUCAAUAACACUGAUGAAGGCACUAGAGCCCAAACGCUGGUCUGCUUGACUCAGUUUAGUUUCAAUAACGCUGAUGAAGGCACUGGUUGAAGCAUUCACCUUCUGGCCAAACACCCUUGCUAAUGAAAACCCUUUUAAUUACACACUUUGAAAGAUCUUUUAUAUUCCAAAAAAGGGAAACUGAAAAAAAAACAACACAGAGCACAGGAAGGAAGGAAGGAAGGAGAUUCUAAAUAAACGAGACGGGACGGUCUGUUCUGAUUUGAGUUUUUCUCGGGUUCAUUCAUUAUUUCUUUAGCUGUUUUUCCUGCGAUUGCCGUUUCUGUUCUCGUCGGUUUUAAGGGUGGAAUUAGCACAGAAGGUUGAGAGGAAGUGAGUGAGAAAGAGGCUGCAGAAUGUCUAGGAGGAAAGUCUGUUAUUGUCCUGUCAGACAUGCUGGAUAUAUAGAGAACUGGGUUGACUUUUGUAUUUGAAUUUGCUGUUAUUUUUGAUGUACCUUCUUUGUUACUGUAUUGAAGUGCCUGCGCAGUGUUGGGGGGGUGUGUGAGGAGGGGGAAGGGGGUCCAUACAUUUCCCAAAGUCCAGGACUUUCUCACACACACGCACACAUUUCUUCUCCACUUUGUCACUUUCUACUUUUUUGACAUUUUAUUCCCCUCCUCUCCUCGUUUUCUCUCGCUCUCUCUCAAAUUAAAAAGUCAUUCAUUUAUUGUGAAGUCACAAGUAUUGCCAAAAUGAAUGCCUCCCCCCUUCUCUCUCUCUCUCUCUCUCUCUCUCGCCUUUCUGUCUCAGAAUUCACAACGCAUGCGUGUAUUGACGAGUCACACACGUACUGAAUUGCCAAAAUAAAAAAUAAAAAAAAAUUGUAAUAACACAGCAGAUUUAUUUAGAAGCCUCUAUUGUGCUGUACCAAUAAGGAGGGCAUAGACUGCAAUAGAAUGAACGGUCUGCUCUGUGUCACACACGCACACGCACACACACACACUUUCUUCCAGCACCUAUCCUCAGCAGUUGCCUGCUUUUGGGCUCUGAUCUUUUCCCCCUUCACAUCCCCAAACCCACUCACCUCUCUGCAGUGGCAACUCCAGAUAUUUCAAAUAGAAAAAAAUAUAUAUAUAUAUAUUAUUCAUAGUGCUUCUGAAGCCUUUUAUUGGUUCUGUUUUAGUUUUAAGAUACGGGUGGUGUUGUUAUUAUAAUUAUUAUUAUUAUAGCUGCGUAUUAUGAUUAUUGCUUUAGCAAGGAAACUUAGCGGGACCAAAGAAAAUUACAUUACGCCAAAACUGUGGAGUUCUGUUCGCAGAUCACUUCGAUUUGUAUUUGAAUUGUCUUUUAUUUUGUAUGAAAGGGCAGGCAGUUUAUUUAUUUGUAUUCGUUGUAUUUAUUAUUUUUAAAAGCAGGAUAGAUUCACUAGAAGCGAAGUUUGUUGUUCGACCCACACGCAUCUCCUUUAGGAAUUAUUCCUUUCAUUCCCAGUCGAGCAUUUCAAAAAGAAAAACGGAGGCAAAUUAUUACCCGAGUUCAACAGUUUCAUUUCAAGCACGCGUUGUUGUACUUUGAGAGGGAGAGGGAGGAGGAAGAGAGAGAGAGGGAGGAGA
Messenger RNA from Acipenser ruthenus (sterlet), 6873 nucleotides. Its product is annotated as rho guanine nucleotide exchange factor 1. The transcript is spliced from 34 exons. Bases 305 to 3544 code for a protein of 1079 amino acids. Gene Ontology annotation, cellular component: cytoplasm. Gene Ontology annotation, molecular function: G protein-coupled receptor binding; guanyl-nucleotide exchange factor activity. Lineage: Eukaryota; Metazoa; Chordata; Actinopteri; Acipenseriformes; Acipenseridae. Gene Ontology annotation, biological process: intracellular signal transduction; G protein-coupled receptor signaling pathway. The record is from RefSeq and is a predicted model, not a curated record.